This is a messenger RNA of Juglans microcarpa x Juglans regia, 870 nucleotides long. RefSeq lists its product as uncharacterized. The record is from RefSeq and is a predicted model, not a curated record. NCBI's taxonomy places the organism in Eukaryota, Viridiplantae, Streptophyta, Magnoliopsida, Fagales, Juglandaceae. Bases 291 to 737 code for a protein of 148 amino acids. The transcript has a single exon.
GCAAAAUCAAACUUCAUUAAACCAACAGUACUUACAGUGCCAUUGACUAACCACAAAGACAAACCAGCAAGAACUUGAGAAGGAGGACCACAAAUUGUUGCUACUGGGAUGGCUUAGACGUAGGGGUACUGCCCACUAGAGACGGAGGACCCGAAGAGGCAAGAUCCAACCAAAGUUGGAGUCUUUGUUGGGGACCCACGAACAAGGCAAUUUGCUGAGAGAGGCAACUCUUGUUGGAAUUCUAUCGCUAUUUUAGCUCGAGAAGAAAAAGAAGGAAGAAGAGGAGAAACAUGGAGGUACUGCAGUCAUCGAGAGUGUUCUCCUUCAGGAACGCAACCAUUGUGGUCUGCUUCUUGAAUGUCGUCGCUGCUCUUCUCUUGCUUCAGAACUUCUUCUCUUCGGCCUCUUCCCGCUACAGAAUCUCUACAUCUCAAUUCACUUCUGCGCAAAUCCAGUAUAUCAAAGAAUCUGAAGAGAUCCGCCUUUCUAUGCAACCAUUGGAACUGAUCAAAAGAGUGAUGGAAAUUGGACAAGAAGCAUAUGCAAAGCCAGAGACAGUCCAGCAAAAAGAUACAAAGCAAACUGCUGCAGUUGAUCUUUCUAAAAGGUUAAAGGAUUUUCGUUCCCUAAAUGAUGCUGGCAGCUUGAAAGCUUUGGAGGAAUGGCAUAAAUGGAAGAUGGAACGUGCAAGACAGCGGGAACCAGGAAAAAAUGGAUCUGUCACCUCUCAAGCCUGAUGCAAUUGUAGCAUUGAAACACUUGUGAAACUUCAUACCAAGUUAUUAUACGAUCUUCUCUUUUACUUGUAUAUAUAGCUUAUAGAUGUACUAUUGUUGAUUUAAUUGCUGACGGAUAGUUGAUGGAUAUGAA